Molecule: messenger RNA, 405 nt
Organism: Exophiala oligosperma
Lineage: Eukaryota; Fungi; Ascomycota; Eurotiomycetes; Chaetothyriales; Herpotrichiellaceae
Exons: 1
Coding region: 1-405 (134 amino acids)
Molecular function (GO): oxidoreductase activity, acting on paired donors, with incorporation or reduction of molecular oxygen; iron ion binding; monooxygenase activity
Source: RefSeq, a predicted model, not a curated record
AUGUGUGUCUUCCCUGAAGCUCAGAAAAAGGCGUAUGAUGAAUUGGACGAGGUUAUUGGUCACGAUAGAAGCCCAGACUGGUCAGAUGAAGCUUGCCUGCCUUAUAUCGACCCCAUCAUCAAGGAGACACUACGAUGGCGAUCGGUGACAAUUCCUGGUGGAAUCCCACACGCUCCUAUUCAGGACGACAUCUACAACGGUUAUCGUAUUCCGGCUGGUACAAACAUAACUGCGAACCUUUGGACCAUCCACCGUCAUUCUCGCGAGUUCCCAGAUCCGGACAAGUUCGAGCCCGAAAGGUAUUUGACUCCAAAACCCGCGAGCCCGAGUUCGAUUUCGAUCAUCAGUCCAAGAUCGAAGAUGGUAGUUGUAGUGGAUUCCUCGAAAGGUACGGCAUCGACUUGA